Molecule: messenger RNA, 387 nt
Organism: Cinara cedri
Lineage: Eukaryota; Metazoa; Arthropoda; Insecta; Hemiptera; Aphididae
Source: the annotation of a GenBank genome assembly
AUGUCAGGAAAAAUUUCUGGAUUAAUUGCACGCAUUCGAAAUAUUAUACCAUCAGUUACUUGGCAUCAUUGCUGUAUUCAUCGUGAAGCUAUGGUCUCUAAGAAAAUACCAACAAAAUUAAAAGAAGUUUUAGAUGAAGCUGUAAAAAUUGUGAAAUUUAUAAAAGCCAAAUCAUUAAAUUCAAGACUUUUUGAACAACUUUGCAAGGACAUGGAUAGUGAACAUUAUCAACUUCUAUUACAUUUUGAAAUUCGUUGGGUAUCUCGGGGUAAAGUGCUCUCUCGUUUGUUUGAGUUAAGACAUGAGGUUAGAUUAUUUUUCAUCGAACAUAAAUCAUCAUUUACGUUAAGUGAACGUUUAAAUGAUUUUUCUUGGUUGGCUAGUUAA